Molecule: messenger RNA, 1071 nt
Organism: Caenorhabditis angaria
Lineage: Eukaryota; Metazoa; Nematoda; Chromadorea; Rhabditida; Rhabditidae
Source: the annotation of a GenBank genome assembly
AUGGCCGACGAGAAAAAAACGGUUAUUUUUCUAAACUCAUCCUCAUUCAAAUAAAACGUUUUGUAUUUUAGGAAGAAAUGAUCGAAUAUUGCUCGAAACGAAAAAUAUCUACAAUUGUGCUGGCUUUGAUAGUUUUUUCGAUUCUCGUUUUCUUCAUCGAAGAAUUGACUGAAGAAUCGGAGAUGAAAAGUGAAAUGGAAAUGAAACGAGUAUAUUACAGUGAGUUUUUUGAUGAAAAAUAUAUUUGAGAAAUACGAUGAUGGGGGAAAAUAAUGAAAAUAAACAAGUGAAACAUUUUUCGAAUGCCUGAAAAACAAAAAAUAAGGUUUUCACGCGAGAAAAUCGAUUCGCUGCGAGACCUAAACUUUAAAAAUAUUUUCUUUAAUUGCUGCUUCCAUACUUGAUAUUCAUGAAAAAUAACUGAAUAUUCUUAUUCAUCUCGACGAGAUGAAUCAGAUGGUAUAUUCAGUUUUGCUGAAACUAUAUCUAAAAUGCUUUAAACGCGCUUAAAAUUUCAGGCUGAAAUAAAAAUAAUUUUCUAGUCAACAAACACUGCGACGCACAAAUGCACACAUCGCGCAUUACCGUACACAAUUUCAACAGAAAAUUAAUUUAAGACCACGAAAAUCCAAAAACCGCGCCAGUUCCAACCGCAACCCAAUAUCCAAUCGAAGAAUGUUGGAAACACGAAAAAACCGAAGUCAUUUCCGAAUGUUUGCCAUGUAAAGAUUUCGAUUUGAAAGCAAUAAAAGCAGGUAAAAAAUUUUUUUUCGUGAUUUUCAAACAAAAAAAUAUUGUUUUCAGAAUAUUGCACACGAACAGGUUAUUACAAUCGAUUGAAUUGUUUAAAAUCAAAUUUCACAGUUUUGAAAUCCUGCGAUGUUCCCAAGGUAUUUUUGAGUUUUCGGAAUUCCAAUUCAAUAAUUUUUGUUGCAGCUCGCCAGGAAGAAUAACUUCUACAUAUUUUCCGUGUUGAAUUUCAUUGUGAUGUGUGCAAGUUAUAUGACAGCAAUUCAUCGAAAAGAAUAUCUCGAUCAAACUACAUACAAUCGCCUUCCAUCCUCUUUCUAA